Mytilus trossulus (common blue mussel) is the source of this 4399-nucleotide messenger RNA. RefSeq lists its product as uncharacterized. The record is from RefSeq and is a predicted model, not a curated record. The transcript is spliced from 3 exons. Bases 91 to 1302 code for a protein of 403 amino acids. NCBI's taxonomy places the organism in Eukaryota, Metazoa, Mollusca, Bivalvia, Mytilida, Mytilidae.
UAUUACCAUCGGUUUCCCUCCCCUUACUUAUAUUCCCCUGGUUCAUGAUAUUAUAAGAGAAGAUUGACGAAUUUCAUCAAAACAGACAUUAUGGCGACGCAGACAAUCAACGCAGGCAUGUUCAACAUGAAAUCCACAAAAGGCAAAAGACACAACGUGGACCUAUGUGAUGACGACGAACAGAGAACGUUAGCUUUUGGAUGGAUGGCAUCUUAUAAUCAAAGAGCAGUUUGUGUAAGGAUUUUGUCUCCUGUUGUCAAGAAUAAGAUGGCUAGAAAGCCAAAGCAUGUUAAAUUCAUCACCAGAGAAAACAGCUCUUGUGAGGGGCCUGGCUACAAGUACAUUGGGGCAGGAAUUUGGUCAUACAAGGAUUUUUAUGGAUGGCUUGCAAGAUAUUUAGAGGGAUUUGAGAUUUCCGAAUUAAAAGAUGAAUACUGGAAUAAAAUAUCACAAUGGAUAGAGCUUUUAGAUUAUAAGUAUGAAUUGGUUGGAUCUGUAAUGCAAUGGGUAACUGACUCAACAAUGACAUCUGGAGCCUUAAAAAAGAAAGCAGCUGAUAUAAAGCUUUCAACAGGCCAACAAAAAUAUCUGUCACAUUUUGGAGCAGCUUUGAAGUGUGAUAUGAAAAAUGGCACAGCAAAAGCUUGGAUGGAACAGUUAGUACAGAAAAUUGUUCAGACCACUGGUAAUGACAUUGAUGAUGUAUCUUGUGUAGCACCUUCUAACCAUUGUAGUUCCAGCACUAUUAUUGAAAGCAUUUGUGGUGACUUGGAAGAUGUAAUGACACAGAUGGAGUUUAAUGCACCCUUUGUACAAGCUCGUGUUGGUUCAAUGACAUCAAAUUUAUCUUCAUUAAGUCUUGAAUCUUGUUCUGCAUCUUCCAGCACAUCUGCCGAAACUGGUACUUCAUGCAAUAAAGUUUCAAAAUCCAAAGUCGUACCAGAUCUUUGUGUUGCUAUUGCUGAUGAUCCAGGUUCAUUUCCAUUGGUGGUUGAAAUGAAGCCAGCAUAUAGUGAGAAGGAAGGUUAUUUUCAGAAUAUAUCAAAAUUGCUUUCAAAACUUUUCUUCCAAGAUGCUGUAUUUGGUUUGGUUGUUACACCUAGAAGUUAUCAAAUGUCUGCUAUCGUUAAACAUGGAAAUAAGCUUUAUUAUUUAGAUUCACCAGAAAUUCCAUUUGUAUUUUUGGAUCAGAAUGGAAAAGGGAAACUUGAUCUGAAUAGCCUUAAUCAAUUGUAUACAUUUAUCAAUUCUGUUUUAAAGUGGGCAUUUAAAACACGAUGCAUUUCCAAAAAAGUAGACUGAAAGUUGUCAUUUUAGUUAAAAUGACCAUUUCCCUAUUUUCUUGGUUAACAUCUAGAAAACUGUAACAUCUUAAGCCAAAAUUAAUAUUCAGCUCAACAAAAUAUACAGACAUGACAGAUAUGUCUGCAUAGGCAAAAUAGUCAGAUUUUAUGUUUAAGAGUUAUCUCUCUUUAAAUACUGAAAUUUGCUGAUUUGGGUAUAUUUUUGGUUAUAUCUAAAAACUAUGAACAUUUUAGAGUCAAAAUUAAAAUGGCGAAUUAUUCUACUCUCUACAAAAAAUAGUCUACAGGGGUCAAAUUGUUAAAUUUUCUGUUUGAAAGUUAUAUCUCUCUUUAAACACCUCAAUGUACAUGAUGUAAUGGUCAACUUUCUGGUUUAAGAGUAAUCGUUUUUGUAAUAUUGAAACAGUCAAACAGGUUAGCGAUUCCGGCUCCUUAGAACCUGUAUUCUCAUUUGAAAUUUUAAAGAAAUUUACAUUUCUAAAGUGAAUAUUUAUGGCAUUUAGCCCUCAAGGUAAUUUUUUUCUUUUUUAAAUGAGUAAUAUAUAUCUGAGCUGCCAUUUUUUUGUCGUUUGAGGUAGACUUUUUAUAUUCAGCAUUUGGGUAGACCAACUCAUGAUAACAUAUCAUGAACUUACUUUCUUACUUUUGACCUUGCACUUUGACCUCAAGGUAAAGUUAUUGUAUUUUGAAGAGAUUAUUCGUAUCUGGGCUGUUACUUUUUAACAGGGGUUUCCACUUAAAUAAACUGGUAAUUGUGUUUCAUUUUCAAAGUCAGGCAGGUGGACAGACAGCCAUUAAUUAUGUCCUGUCUAUAGUUUUGACAGUCUAAUUCAAGAACUGUUUGGAGUUGAGAGAGGAUACUAUGCAUGAGUUUUUACCACCUUCAAAAGGUGUGUCAGGAAUAAUAAAGAAACUCCUAAAGAUAUAUGCAGACAACAAACAAAGGAGUAGAACAAAUUGAUAACAGCAAUAAUAUUUCAAAUCCUUUAAGUUGUGUAAAGAAGAACUAGUCAGGUUAUUGAAAAUGGCUAAAUGCUUGUAUAACUUUUUUGUUAAAUUGAAAAGCUAAUGUCAUGAUAAAACUCACAACUACAGAUGUGAAAUUGUAAUAUAAAAGGGAAACAUGUUCCAUAAAGAGUAAAAACUAAUGUAUCUUUUAUCAUACAGUGAAUUUUCAUGGCAAAUUUUUCAGUAUGGGAACUUGUUAUAAAGACUAAUUUAUGUGGGAAAUUAGUCACAUUGCAAAAUCAUAUUAAGACUUAAACACCACAUGUGACAGUAGAACAUAUUUUAUUUAUAGAUGUAUCACCAAUGUGCACCACAUAAACUAUUCUGGAAUCACUUUUUUUUCUUUCAAAUUAAAAAAUAAAUAAAGGGGGGAUGUCUAGAAAAUUAAAUAAAUCCUGCAUUUACCCACCUGUGUUAUCAUAAAUUCUUUUCUUAAGAUUAUAAAGGGGACAUUGACUUAUAAAAUGUUCUUUGUCUUCAACUUUAUCCAAGGGGCAUUUUGUACAUAAUGUUUGUGAUUUAUAUUUAUAGCUUUUGGCAUAUCUAUCAGCCUACUUUUUUUAAAAGCAGUGUGCACUUAUUCUGAUCCUUCAGAGUACUUUAAAUUAUUCUAAUUGCAGAUAUUUUUCUGUGUCAAAAAGUUUUUAAUUGAAAAAUAAGUCAUGAGUUUACUUUUAUUUGAUUUAACAGUAAUUUCUCUAAAUGCUUUCUAAUGAUUCAGAAUUAUUAUACUUAAUUUAUUCUUAACAAUAGCACAUAAUGUUAACACUUACAUCUAUGUUUUACAAGUCUAGUUCUAUCAUUAAGUCAUCAAUGUAGUAAUAUAGGGUUAUUGCAUGAAUAUUGGGGUAUAUUGUCCCGAGUAGAUUUUUACAUUGCACGUGCUUGCAAGAGUAAUAUAUGUUCUACGAGGGACAAUAUUCCCCAAUAUUUAUGCAAUACCCUUUUUAGCUCACCUGGCCGGAAGGGCCAAGUGAGCUUUUCUCAUCACUUGGCGUCCGUCGUUGUCCUGCGUCCGUCGUCGUUAACUUUAACAAAAGCUUCUCCUCUGAAACUGCUGGGCCAAAUUUGACCAACCAUUGCCAAAAUCAUUAUUAGGGUAUCUUGUUUAAAAAUUGUGUCCGGUGACCUGCCCAACCAACCAAGAUGGCCACCAUGGCUAAAAAUAGAACAAUUGGGUUAAAUGCAGUUUUUGGCUUAUAACUCAAAAACCAAAGCAUUUAGAGCAAAUCUGACAUGGGGAUAAAUUUGUUAAUCAGGUCAAGAUCUAUCUGCCCUGACAUUUUGAGAUGAAUCAGACAACCCGUUGUUGGGUUGCUGCCUCUGAACUGGUAAUUUUAAGGAAAUUUUGCUGCUUUUGGUUAUUAUCUUGAAUAUGUUUAUAGAUAGAGAUAAACUUUAAAAUACAAUAAAUGUUGGCGAAGUAAGAUUUAUAAAUAAGUCAACAUGACCGAAAUUGUCAGUUGACCCCUUUAGUAGUUAUUGCCCUUUAUAGUCAAGUUUUAACCAUUUUUUCGUAAAUCUUAGUAAUCUUUUACAAAAAUCAUCUCCUCUGAAACUACUGGGCCAUGUUAAUUAUAGAUAGAGAUAAUUGUAAGCAGCUAGAAUGUUUAGUAAAUUAAGAUUUACAAACACAUCACCAUCACCAAAACACAAUUUUGUCAUGAAUCCAUCUGCGUCCUCUGUUUAAAAUUCACAUAGACCAAGGUGAGCAACACAGGCUCUUUAGAGCCUCUAGUUAUUGUAUAACAAUAAGCAAUAUAAUAUUUAAAAAUAAAAAUUGGUUUAAACUUAGAUUUUGUUGUUUAAUUUUUUGAAGAUUUAUUGCACAAGUGCAAUAUUAGAAUUUAUUACACGCUAACUUUUGGUUACUUUCUGUGGGAAAUAUUAUAUUGCUAUGCAAUAAAAUAAUAUUUGUUUCUGACAUGUAACUUUUUAUUACAAAUAUAUGCAUCAUAUAAUGAAGGCAUCCUUAGUGUUUUAACCUUUAACAUAUUUUAGCAUAAUGAUUGCCAAUUAAAAAGUAUGAAAUGUUUGUGUGUAACUUUUCAGAUAUGUCUUUUGAAUAAAAGUUUUCUAAAAUUUAA